Molecule: messenger RNA, 2862 nt
Organism: Aegilops tauschii subsp. strangulata
Lineage: Eukaryota; Viridiplantae; Streptophyta; Magnoliopsida; Poales; Poaceae
Product: ABC transporter D family member 2, chloroplastic
Biological process (GO): transmembrane transport
Cellular component (GO): membrane
Molecular function (GO): ATP hydrolysis activity; ABC-type transporter activity; ATP binding
Source: RefSeq, a predicted model, not a curated record
GGGCAGAAUGUCAGCGACCCGUCCGCCUCUCCCGCUGGUCGACUCGAAGCAGCGUGAACCGUAACGUCUCUGCUGCUUGGCCAGUACCGCCUCCCACCUCCGCCGCCCUGGUCCACGGCGCUCGCCAUUGCUCGCUCGCCACGACGGCCACGAGCAUCUCCGGCCUCGUCGAGGUGUCGGCGUCUCACGGGGAGAGAAGACAGGAUUUUAAAAAGUGGGCGACGAAGAUGCACUUACUCGUCGUGCCCACGUGCUGCCUCUCCUCCACUUCGCCUCAUCCGCAACUACCAAAGCUUCCGCGGCCGCUGCCUCGCAGCCUCGGGCACUCCGCGUCGCCGCGCUUCGGCGUCCCCUUCCGCCGGGCCGUGGCGGCCCCCGCCAUGCGCCGCCGCGGGCGACGGAGGGCGGCCGCCCCUCCUCCGACCGCCGCCGCCGCAGGAGAGGCCUCCAGCGACUCCCCUGGUCCUCCAGGAGGCGAGGACAAGAGAGCUGGUACAGACCUCAAAACGCUAGCUAGAAGAUUCUGGAAAGUUGCUGCGCCUUACUGGUGGUCAGAGGAUAAGGCCCAAGCAAGGCUGCAGCUUGCUGGUGUAUUUGCGCUCACGCUGGCGACUACAGGGAUCAGUGUUGGAUUCAACUUUCUGGGUCGUGAUUUCUACAACGCCCUCGCCGACAAGGAUCAGGAACAAUUUACCAAGCAACUGCUGUACUACUUGGGAGGUUUCGCUGUAGGAGUUCCGUUCUUUGUCUUGAGGGACUAUGCAAGAGAAACCCUCUCUUUAAGAUGGCGAUCUUGGAUGACAAGUUAUUACAUGAAGCGCUACUUUAAGAACAGAACAUUCUACAAGAUUCAGUCUCAAUCACUAAUAGACAAUCCAGACCAGCGGAUCAAUGAUGAUCUAAGUGCAUUUACUGGAACUGCGCUUGCAUUUUCCCUGACACUUCUCAACGCUGUCGUGGAUUUGGUAUCAUUCAGCAAUAUCCUUUAUGGAAUCUAUCCGCCAUUAUUCGUUGUUCUUAUUGUUUAUUCUCUUGGAGGGACCGCUAUUAGUGUCUUCCUUGGUAAGAGUUUGGUCAACUUGAACUUCAUGCAAGAAAAGAAAGAAGCUGAUUUCCGUUACGGGCUUGUCCGUGUUAGAGAAAAUGCUGAAUCAAUUGCCUUUUACGGUGGUGAGGAAAAUGAAUUGCAACUUCUGUUGGAUCGGUUCAGGAGGGCUUACCAAAACCUAAGUGAAUUGCUGAUAGCGUCCCGGAAUCUGGAGUUCUUCACCAAUGGUUACCGAUAUUUAAUUCAAAUCCUGCCAGCUGCAGUUGUUGCUCCAAUGUUUUUUGCAGGAAAAAUCGAGUUUGGAGUAAUAAACCAAUCGGUGUCUGCUUUCAAUCACAUCCUCAGUGAUUUUUCUCUCAUUGUUUUCCAGUUUCAGUCAAUUAGUGCAUUCUCGGCAGUCAUUGAUCGUUUAGGUGAAUUUGAUGAUCUAUUGGGUGAAAAUGGGUCUUCUCUAUCACCCCGACGUGAUAGCAUUGAUGGGAUCAACAUUUCUUUCAAGAGUGGCAGUCCUUCUGUUCUCAGUUCUAAUGGAUCACAAAUGCAAUCUGAGCCAGGCAUAGUUCUAGAGAUUUGUGAUUUGACAUUGUUAACACCCAGGGGUGGAAAUAUUCUCAUCACUGACUUCAAUAUGGAAUUAAAAGACAAGGACCACCUACUGGUAAUGGGGCCCAGCGGCUGUGGGAAGACCUCAUUGCUGCGUGCUUUGGCUGGUCUUUGGACUAGUGGUACUGGGGAUAUCAUAUACCAUGCCAGAGAUUCUAGGCAGCUUCAGACAGCAACUUUAGGUUCUAAUGAGCCAUCCAACAUAAAGCCAGAGGGUGAAGAACUAUUACAAAGUUCCAAGCAGAGAAGAGAUAAUGGCAUUUUUUUUGUCCCACAAAGACCAUAUAUGGUUUUGGGCACUCUUCGCCAGCAAUUGCUCUAUCCUACAUGGACUGCAAAUAUACAUCAGUCACCAACUAAUGAUGCUCAAAGCAAAGCUCCUCUUUCCUUUCUGUCUGAAGUCUCCACGUCAGAUGGGGUGGGUGCCAAGCCUGAGAUGCCCUCAACUGAUGAACUGAUCAGAGUACUUGAGGUUGUUAGGCUGGGCUACAUAUUACCACGUUUCAAUGGCAUGGAUUCUGUCCAUGAUUGGGCUAGUGUUCUUUCCCUAGGGGAGCAACAGCGUCUUGCAUUUGCUCGGUUGUUACUCGCAAAACCAACUCUGGUCCUACUGGACGAGUCCACAAGUGCACUAGAUGAUACAAAUGAGGUUCAUCUAUACAGUCAGAUUGAAGCUGCAGGGAUUACAUAUAUAAGUGUCGGUCACCGGAAGACACUUCACAGGUUCCACAACAAGGUUUUGUACAUUUCAAAGUCCGAUUCGGCAACUGGCAGCCUUCGUAAUUGGGAGUUAAAGCCCACAGACCAGAAAUCAAUUGAAGAAUCAUCCCCAUUUGCUUCAUAAGAACUUCAUGCGAACCAGUUUAGGCCCCUUCCUCAAUAUUCUUAUCCCACAUUUAACCCAUUAUGGUAAAUAUUGUUGCCCUACCAAGGAUCCCAUCUCCACGAGUUCAACGUUACAACUUACAAACUGGAGCUGGACUGUUGGCGAGGUUGAUCUUACAGCUGGACUGACAAAAUUGUGGCAGUGCUACUAACCAACCUGAUAGCAGGAUACGUUCUAGGACUUGGAAUAAUCUCACCUUUUUGUUUAUGUUUAUGCUUCAUUGUUUAGAAUGAAAUAUAACAUAUGUUUAUGUACGGUUGAUAUUGCGCGCUGUUACCAACAUUUUAAUUUUUAUUAUCUGAAUUUUCUCUGUUUAUUUAUUUCA